AUGGCUGUAACUAAAGAUAUGUUGAAUUCUCAUACUACAGAGCUUGUAGAUAAAUUAGAUGGUGGUCGAUUUUCAGCUACAAAAAAAUUAGUACCCCAUCUAGGUCCACGAAAAGAAUAUGUUAUUCAUUACCUAGAGCUUCAAUACUAUGUAAAAUUAGCUUUUAAUACAGAAAAGCGUCAAGGGGCUAAGAAUGCUUUUGAGAAAGAUUUCUUUAAGCUUAUGAACAAUUCA
This is a messenger RNA of Ambispora leptoticha, 234 nucleotides long. Lineage: Eukaryota; Fungi; Glomeromycota; Glomeromycetes; Archaeosporales; Ambisporaceae. The record is from the annotation of a GenBank genome assembly.